UCAGGUUGUCUUUAUUUCAACUUCAAAUUCAGAUGCCAAAUUAUAAUUGAGAUUUUUUGAAAUGUGGUUCAAGGGAAAAUGAAUGAAGAAAUCGGUGCAUCUACCGCCUCUUCUUGGAGAGAAUGUUCUCGUGUUUUAUUAAACCUCCCUAACUCGACAGCAUGGAAUAUUUUCAUCGUGACAACAUCUAUCCUGAACUACUUGUUGGUGACUGUAGCACUUACAGUUCUAUCCAACUCUUACAUGGACUACCUACCAUUCUUCGUGAUAUUUGAUGUCUCGUACCUACUGCAUUUUGUACUGUUGAACACUCACCGCUCCUCAAAAAACGCUAGGAAAAACCUAACAGAAGUGGUUGAUACUUCAAUGCUUUGCUUGGUAGCUGAUUCUUUAUCUCUCGUACCCUUUGUGAUGGUUCUGACGCCGUUCUUCAACGAGACUUACACAAGAUUCACAUUAUUGUUCAGACUGCUUGGCGUUUUGAGACUGAGACACGUCGUGUACUUUCGGAAGAAGCAAAAUUCAGUUUUCAAGAACAGCCUGGGUUGGUGUAUCGCUGAAGCAGCGAUACUGAUGUGCUUGCUGAUCUAUCAAACCAAUUUGGCUUGGUUCAGUCUUGAUGAUGAGGAUGUUCAGAAUUUCUUGCAUGAGUUUCAGCAUUCAAAAAAUAGCGAAGACGAACAUACCGUUGAAUACCUUGGAAAUUCGCACCUGUUUCUCACACAUAUGUCAACGUUGAUACUAUUUAACGCCGGACUACAAGAGCAACAUCUAUCUACCAGAAGCGAACUAUAUUACUUUAUAACCAUCACAUUAGCUGGACAUUUUUUCUGUAUAACACUGAUCUGCAGCAUCGCUUGGUUCUCAAUAUAUUCCAACUACAAUCGAGUCGAAGAUUGUAAAAAGAUUGAAGAUCUCAACAGAUUCUUGAAGCAUACUGACAAAAACAUGCGUAUCAAGAUUAGAAAGUAUUACAAGUCACUUUGGCAGAAAGAACGAGGCUAUCUCGAACAGUCGCUGUUACAUAUGAUUCCCGAAUCUCUGCAAAUGGACGUUUUCUAUGACCUGAGUUGCGGUCUCUUGAACCGUAGUUUGAUUCUGAAGGAUCUUCCCACAAUGGUUCAAAGAAAAUUGCCUAUAAAAAUGAUAACUUUGCAAAGUGGAGAAUGUGCAUAUUAUCAAUACGUGGUCAAAAAUGGUAUGGUUUGUAUCGAGGACGGAAUUUUGGAAAUUUUACAUCAUGAAGAUGGCGAAAGUCCUGUUAUGUCUUUGGCCAGUGGCAGUAUUCUUGGGGAAAUAGCCCUAAUCUUCAAUGUACCCGCCAAAGCAACCGUACGAGCUUUGACCAACACAAAAUUACUCACUUUGGAAAAAUCUGACUUUGUCUCGGUAAUGUUGGACUACCCCGAAGAGCUUCACAAUAUUCAGCGAACGUUAAAAGAUCGUAUCGACAAUGUAAAAAUGCAAAAUGAGAAAAGGAUGAGAUAUAAUCUGAAACGUCUGAAAAUACAAAUAAAUGGUAUACGUAUACAUGACUUUCAGGGUCACGUGCAGGGAAAUGCCAGUAUACCAAACGUUCAUCUAAGCCUAUAUAAGUUGUCCAAGAGAAAUCUGUCAAAUACGUUGGCUUGGAUGUUCCACGAUGAAUGUAUUAUGAUGGAAGUUUGGAGAGUAGCCCACAGUCUAUUGCAAAUUAUUUUAUGUAUAAUUUACCCAUACUACGUCACCUUUGUCAAAACCGUACCUUACUGGCUAAGUGUCUUUGUCAGAAUCUCUGACUUCUUUUGUGUAACAAACCUUAUUGUGAAGUGUUAUACUAUGAAAAACAUAAGGGAGCAAACAAAAUUGAGAGAUAUUGUUAAUGAACGAAUGGACGACUGGAGAGUUAAUUUAGAUGUUUUUUCAACCCUUCCAAUAGAGGUUUGGUGCAAUUUCUUCGAAAACAUAAUAGACAGAGACAGAUAUUAUGAUGUGCUUCAGCUCAAUCGUUUGUUGAGACUGCAUCACCUGAGCUAUAUUAUUAAACAUGAUUGCUCAUGGAAAGCCUGGUUAAUUAAAAGUGUUUUCUGCAUAACCUUGUUUAUUUACUAUUAUUGUUGCAUCCUGUAUUUGUAUGCAUGUUUUUAUGAGAUAUGUUACGUGAACUCUUGGUUCCUGCACAAACUAUUUGAACUAAGCAGAAAUGGCGUAGCUCAAGUCAACCAUUUCUCAUUGAUGUUCUAUUAUGUGACGAUUUAUUUCUUCCGUACUGGAAAUUGUAUGAUAUUUCCCAAAACAAGCGAUGUAGUUGUAUUGUUCACAUUGCUUACUAUUUGCGCAUUGUUGGUUAGGAGCUACUUCUUGGCCCAGAUUGUAUCUCAUGUCUUUAUGGCUUAUGCUACCGAUGGGUGGAGAUAUUUGGAUUUCAAACUCAAAAGACUGGAUGAAAUAUACUCUAUCACAAGAUCUUCGUCAGAAAGAGUAAAGCAAUAUAUGACUUCAGACUCAUAUCACUACACACUGAGCAGUGAAAAUUUUAUGUCUGAAACUUGCCCAAAACAUUUAAGGCUAUUGCUACAUUCUUCAAGAACUGGAGACAGUUUGUCGCAUAUAGCUUUGUUCAAGGCAGUUGAUCUAUAUUGUUUGACACUAAUGAUGAAGUCCAGCAAAAUAAUUCGAAUCCCAAAAUCGGAAAUAGUAUACUACUAUGGUGACGUCACAAGGCAAUUUUUCGUUUUAAUCAACGGUUGUUGCGAGGUAUACAACUGUGAGGAUACGUUUGAGAAAAUCGUGGAAGCUGUUUGCGAUUUUGGCACUCUGGAAACGAUUUUUGGUAUUCCGAAGAAACAGACUGUUAUCGCAGCAACUGAUUGUGAUCUGUUAAUGAUUGAGUACAGCGAUUUAUACAAGGUGUUGAAGACUUUUUCUAAGGAAAUAGAUGCAGUUGAGUAUGUACGCGAUAGAUCAGAUAUGAGACUGCUUGUGGAGAACCUUGAUAAAGGAAGACAUCUGGAGGGUUAUCCUUAUAGAGAUUAUAUUCUUCUUGAGAAAUCCGUGAUAAACCUUUCAAGAAUCGCUACUGGCUACUGGAAAAUCUACAAGCAAAACUGGGGUUCAUUUUGGUUCCUUGCCUGGUUGCUUCUGCCCGUCUCCGUGAAUCCGCAUGGGCUUUUAUUCAAAAUGUGGUGCAUCGUAAGAUGCGUUUCGAUCACUAUCGUGUGCAUUCUGCAACCGAUUGCUCUAGCUAUCACAACAUACGAAGAAAAAUUGCAUUGGAUCAUAUGGAUCUGUCAGCUGUCGCUGUAUUUGGACAUUUAUAUAAAUCUACACGUUGCAGUUUAUGAGACGGGAUAUUUCAGGUCACAUCCAGCAUAUACGGCAAGGUAUUAUCUGACACACAGCUUCGUUUUGGACCUUGUGGCACUCCUGCCAUGGGAAUCUAUUGCGUACGCUACAUCUACACGAUAUCGCAAAUAUUGGAGAAUACUGAAAUUGGUGCAAGUACACAGGGUGAUUAGUUGCGUCGCCUAUUUUGAAAGUGAUAGACUCAGACCACGAGCUUCUUUGAAGAUCAUCAAAAUGUUGACGCUGAUUUUGUUUGUUGUACAUCUUUUAGCUUGUUUUGUCAUGAACACGCUUUGCUCAAAAGAUAUCACUGACAGUUCAAAAACUGGGAUUGAUGAUGAGAUGAAUUGUCAACUAUUUUCUAACAGUAGUCAUUUCAAGAAAUAUUUGAUUUCGUUCCAAAUCGGUACACAUUUGCUGUCGAAUACAGGUUUUACUGAUUUCGAAGCUUGGUCUACAGUCCCAAUGUUUUUGACAAUAUUAUUGGGAUUCGUGAUAUUUUCCAUUUUCUCUGCAAUAAUCGCAGCUUUGAUAUUGGAAAAUGGUAGAAACACUUUUAAGUUCAGAAGUCAAGCUGAAAAGUUGAUGAAAUUUUUGGAAAAGAGGAAUGUAAGGAAAAGCUUCAGAAGAAGGGCCUAUGAACAUCUCAAUCUUAUAUGGGAAAGAACCAAAGGAAUAAAUGAACAUUGCCUUGAAGAACUUUCUCUCGGCCCAAAAUUAACUGAAGACAUUUUCUUAAAUCGCUAUCAAUAUGUGUUCAGAGAUGCCUGCUUGUUCAGCGAUGUUCCUAGUACGACUUUUAAGAUAUUUGUUAGAGAGAUGAAAAUAUAUCACUUCAGAAAAGGCGAGAUCAUUCAAAGAGUCCGAGACGUUGUUUCGGACCUUUUCUUCCUAACCUCAGGCCAAAUAGAGGUAAAAGAUGAGUACAGCGACUACAUUAGGACCCUUGAAGCAGCCUCAGUGUUCGGCAAUCUGCAAAGAGGGAAAUACGCUGAAAGCAAAGUGACCUUGACGGCCAGAAGAAACGUCGAGACGUGCGGUUUGCCUACCGAAAGGUUUUUGAGCCUUGCGAAAAUGCAGCCUAGUCUGCUUUUGAGGAUUGGAGGGUAUUUUGAUAGGAAAAAGGAUUAUCUGCUUCCUUUGGCGGGAGAAACUGACCUCCUCAAAGGUCUGAAGAAACAAUCUAGUCAAUAUUAUGACAUGGAAUCAGACGAGGAACCUGUUUCGAGAAAAAAAUCUUUGCCUUCAAUUACAAACAGAUCAGCUUUACAAUUUAUGCUUAUCAAUAGAUGGUUCAAAUUUGGCUUGAAACCAGAUCACAAGAUAUUUGAGAUGAUUGAUAUAAUGACGGUGAUGUCUACUGUAAUCAACCUGUUGAUAAUUCCCUACGUCUUCGUGACCCAAGACAGUUCACCUUACUAUUUUGUUUACUUAUCUUUGGAGCCCGUGUACUAUUUGAGACUUGUGAUGAAAUUUCACAAAGGAUUCAUCAGCUACUACGGAAAUUUCAUUUUCACGAACGCGAAGAUUGCCAAGAAGUACUUGAAUAGUCCUCGAGAGGUGUUUUGGGAUGUUGUACCCAAUCUUCCACUGGAGCUGGUGUGUUUUACAUUCCAUCAAGAAGACUGGUUUUUCUUUUAUACUUGCUUCAGGUUGAUACAUAUGUUAAGGUUCUAUUACAUCCCGAAUUACUUUAACACGAAAGAAGAAAUAUUGACAAUGGAAAAAUGGCUACCACUUAUGAAAAUUAUGGUAUACAGCAUUUUGUGCUGUCAUUUUAUGGCCUGUGUAUUUUUGUUUGCAGCUUGCCCUUUUGGAAGCUGUCUAUCAGAAUCGUGGAUGCAAUCAAUCAGUGGUACUAGUACUGAAAUUACUCUUCAAAACAAAAUGUUAUUGACAUACCUGUACGUCAUAACACUGAUGACAACGACAGAUAUUGGAAGUAUUGUCAGGAAACGUUGGUUUGAAAUAUGCUUUAGCUCGAUGUCUGUUUUGCUAGGAAAAGUUAUGGUAGCAGUAUGGAUAGGCGAAAUGUUGAGGGUCUUGCUGACUUAUGGCAUUCCAUUCAUGGACUACGGUAACAAGACUCGGUUGCUAUUGGAGCAAUCCAAAAAUAAUGGAAUAUCAGGUAAUUUUUGUAUGUACAAACGUAUGCAGAUUCCUCGUUGUUUGUAUUGACCUUACAGGAUUUAUUCUACACAAAACAGAAGUAUAUUUAGAAAAACUAUGGAGAUAUGAAAAAGGUGAAAACGUGCCCUAUCUUUUGGAAAUAUUGCCUUACAGCCUGAAAUGUGACAUCAUGUUCAGUUUGUAUCAUGAACCUCUUAGACAAUUGUUCAUCUUCAAGGAUACCAGUAUAGAACUAUUACGUCAGAUCUGCUCCAGACUACAUAGAGCAGUAUACUUCGAAAACGACUACGUCCUGAAACAAAAAGACUUCUACUCGAAAAUGUACUUCAUCUACGAAGGGGAGAUAACGGUGUUUAAUAAAUUUUCCGACCUGUCAGAAGCCCACCACGUCGUUUUACGGAAAAACGAUUCAUUUGGAGUUCUGCAGGGGCUCAAUUUAGAAACGGUGCAGCAUUUUUCCUACAGAGUUAUUUCGAAGAGAGCGGAAAUACUUACUUUGGCUUACAGUGAUUGGAUUCAUUUGCUCGAGUUUUUCCCGGAUGAUAAAGAAAAUGUUGUUUCAAGAGGCAAGCGAGAAUUUGCGAGAUUUUAGAAUAAAAUUAAGUUUACAAUAUCUGUCGAUAUAUGUUAUUUUUAAUGUCAGUUCUUAGUAAUUCAAUUGAAAAAAGAGAAAAGAAUUUGUUUUUUUUUUACAAACAAGCUCUCGGAAAUGCACCUCAGGUCUAUAAUGCGUUCUGAUAAUAGAAUAAAUGAGUAUUUGUUACAGUAUUUGCCUUAGGAAAAC
Acanthoscelides obtectus is the source of this 6238-nucleotide messenger RNA. The record is from the annotation of a GenBank genome assembly. NCBI's taxonomy places the organism in Eukaryota, Metazoa, Arthropoda, Insecta, Coleoptera, Chrysomelidae.